Molecule: messenger RNA, 706 nt
Organism: Zingiber officinale
Lineage: Eukaryota; Viridiplantae; Streptophyta; Magnoliopsida; Zingiberales; Zingiberaceae
Product: protein NONRESPONDING TO OXYLIPINS 2, mitochondrial-like
Exons: 3
Coding region: 101-409 (102 amino acids)
Source: RefSeq, a predicted model, not a curated record
CGCGGUGGACCCGAACUCCCUUCAAGCGAUAGCAAUUCGCAAACUAGCGAUAAACCCUAACCGCCUGUGGCCGCAUUGCUCAAAUUUUUCUCAAAUUCCCAUGGCUUCAGCCGGAUUUCGAGCCCUAAGCCGCGCCUCGCUCAGUCCAAUCCAAUCCUCCCUUUCGAGGUCGAAAGUGGCGGCGUGGUUUGCUUCCUCCUCUCGCCCGCCCGCCGCUGCUUCAGCUUCCCCCACUCGUGGUCGCCGCCUCUUUCCGCCCUUUUCCAGGUCUCCUGCGGAGCUGGGGUGCUGCAGCGGAUCUCUUCUCCCACUUCACACCGCGGUGGCGGUGGCAAGAUUGACCUCGUGCCUGAGCUCGACUUCUCGGAGUUGCCGUGUUCUUUCACAGGAUGGAAUUGAAGGCACAUGAAACACUUGAUGAUCACUUGCUGUUGGAGUUCAGAGUCUGUUUUUUUGUUGCUGCCUGCUACCAUUUUUUGUCAACAAGGAAAACUUGUCUUCUAUUAUCAGGAUGGUUAUUUAGAUUUUCUUCACUCUUCUAUUAUCGGAGGGGAUAGCUGGAGCAUAUUUUAGCAAAACUCUAUCAUAACUUAUUGCCGUGUACACUCUAACCAGUAAAUGGGUUGAAUGAGAUACAAAUUCUCUGACAGGUUUUUUUUAGAACUUGUAAAAUAUGUUUUGUUGAGUGGAAAUAUGCAUACUAGAC